Molecule: messenger RNA, 835 nt
Organism: Salvia splendens (bonfire salvia)
Lineage: Eukaryota; Viridiplantae; Streptophyta; Magnoliopsida; Lamiales; Lamiaceae
Product: mediator of RNA polymerase II transcription subunit 11-like
Exons: 4
Coding region: 106-450 (114 amino acids)
Biological process (GO): regulation of transcription by RNA polymerase II
Cellular component (GO): mediator complex
Molecular function (GO): transcription coregulator activity
Source: RefSeq, a predicted model, not a curated record
AAUCGAUCUUGUUGUGAUAGCAAGAUUGAGUCGCGUAUUUGAUACCAUUACAUAAGUAACCACUGCAACUCCUCCCCCAAAUCGCGAGCCCUAAUCUUUGCCACCAUGGAUCCACAGAGCCAGACUACUUCACUGCAGCGACUACAAAACGUCGAAAAGAGAAUAGUCAGGGUGCUAGAGCUAGCAGGUGGAGUAAUGGACGAAAUGGCAAACCCUAGUGGUCCUAGGAAGGAGCUCGUGAACAGCCAUUGCAGCGAAUUCAUGCAAUCAGUCAAGGAUAUUCAGAUGACGCUCCGAGAGGAAAUCAAGAGCGCGUGUGAGUAUCGGCCUUUUGAGAAGUGUGAUUAUGUUCCAAGAAUAUCGAACGAGAUCUGUUGCAAGAAAUUGGAAUAUCUGAUUGCACAGGUAGAUGAGAUGAGGCGAACAAUUGAUGAAUUUAAUGAAGCUUGAGAAUGCAGAACCUGUUGCAUUUAUGGAGAAUCGGAGAUAUGAUUAUGAUUCAAUUCCGUUGGUGGGUCGGUGACUCAGCCUGCUGUGUAAAAUGAGGGAUGCAAUCAAUACUACUAUGUAAAUUCACCUUAGGUCUUUAUGUUUGCUGUUGCUCUCUUUCUUUGUGAUGCCUUUUGUAGUUUCCAGUAUUAUGCUGAGGAUUUUUUUUUCUGGUUUUUGUCUGUCCUAUAAUUCUAUUCACCUUUGAAGUGUCUCUCUUAUUCACCUUAGAAGGAUUAGUUCAGAGUUAAAAGGAAGUCUUUCAUGCUUUUGUAGUAGGGAAAUGGGCUGAUUGUUGAUUAUAGUUGGUGAAGAAUGAAAUGAAAAUCGUGUUGCUUUAAAUUAA